GGCAACUUCCUCUGUCGUAUUCUGAUGUGGGCAGACUCCAUCAGUCAAUUUACUAGCACAUUCUGUCUGACAGUAAUGAGCAUUGAUCGCUAUAUGGCUGUGGUACAUCCUAUCCGCAGUGCAAGGUGGCGGCGGCCUAGUGUUGCCAAGGUGAUAAAUAGCAUGGUAUGGGCACUGUCCUGUCUGCUGACGCUGCCAGUCAUCAUUUACUGUGAUGUUCAGCCGGAGCUCAACACCUGCAACCUCAGCUGGCCUGAACCGCGUGACGUGUGGUCAGCUGCUUUCAUCCUCUACACUGCCAUACUAGGUUUCUUCUGCCCACUUCUGGUCAUCUGCCUGUGUUACCUGCUCAUUGUAAUCAAGGUAAAGUCCGCCGGUGCACGAGCGGGUCUCUCCAAACGCCGUAAGUCUGAGAAGAAAGUGACAAGAAUGGUGGUGAUCAUCGUGGUGGUGUUCGUCCUGUGCUGGCUGCCAUUUUUCAUACUUAACAUCCUCAACCUGAUCAGCACGCUCCCGGAGAACGGCCUCGUCACCGGCAUCUACUUUCUCACCGUCAUCCUGACCUACGUCAACAGCUGCGCCAAUCCGCUGCUCUACGGGUUUCUGUCGGACAACUUCAAGCGGAGCUUCAAGCAAGUGCUGUGCAUCCACAGGGUCAACGGGGUCAGCGAGGUUCACCCU
Molecule: messenger RNA, 681 nt
Organism: Sinocyclocheilus rhinocerous
Lineage: Eukaryota; Metazoa; Chordata; Actinopteri; Cypriniformes; Cyprinidae
Product: somatostatin receptor type 5-like
Exons: 1
Biological process (GO): cellular response to glucocorticoid stimulus; regulation of insulin secretion; neuropeptide signaling pathway
Cellular component (GO): plasma membrane; neuron projection
Molecular function (GO): neuropeptide binding; somatostatin receptor activity
Source: RefSeq, a predicted model, not a curated record